Kwoniella mangroviensis CBS 8507 is the source of this 1173-nucleotide messenger RNA. RefSeq lists its product as uncharacterized. Lineage: Eukaryota; Fungi; Basidiomycota; Tremellomycetes; Tremellales; Cryptococcaceae. The record is from RefSeq and is a predicted model, not a curated record. Gene Ontology annotation, biological process: mitochondrion organization. Gene Ontology annotation, cellular component: cytoplasm; SAM complex. The transcript is spliced from 6 exons. The coding region runs from base 1 to 1173 and encodes 390 amino acids.
AUGUCCAAUCGGGAUCCACCUAUAAUCCUUCAUUCCACACCACCUCUCGACCCUUUACCGUCCUCCGACCCAGAAUCUGUAUACCUCGCUUCCUAUCUUCAAUUGGCAUGUCCCGGUAGAUGGGCAAUCAAAACUGGAUGGUGGGGCGAUAAUGGAGGUAAAUUACCACACAUAACACAUCUAAAUCAUCAUAUACGCCAAAAUCAUCUCACUUCUCUACCAUUGAUUGAAGAUCCUGAUCAAUGGCUGAGUAGGCAAGAUAAAGUAGAUGCGGAAUGUUGGAAAGCUUAUAUCGAGCAAAACGUCAUUGAUCUCGUGAAUCACACAUAUUACUCAUUACCUCCUAAUUAUCCUCAAACAAUAGCAAAAUCACAAUUGAAGAAUCUCAAUUUUCCCGAAAAUCAGUAUAUACCUCAGCGGAUUAAGAGUAUACUGAGAUCGAGAUUACAGUACGUUGGAUUAUGGGGACUAGGAGGAUUGAAUGGCGGCGACGCUGUUGACGAAGAUCGAAAGAGAUUAGGCGAAGCUUUCGUAGUUGGACCUGCGGGAACACUAGCUCCUAGAGCAUGGAGCGGUUGGACUGCCGGAAGGGACGCUGAAGAGAGACGAAAGAAAUGGGGCGAACAGGAGCUCGAAAAGAAGAUCAAGUCUGUUUUCGAUCCAAUAGUAAGGAGGCUCGGUGAUGAACUGUACUUCUUCGGAAAUAGACCAACUACACUGGAUUUACUUCUCUUUGCACGAUUAACUUCCAUCCUCACUCCCACUUUACCUAACCCUUUAUUCCCUAACCUCAUCCGAUCAGAUUAUCCUACACUAGUAUUCCACCACGAUAGGAUACUCUCGCUCCUAUUCCAAAACCAAACCUGGAGCUCGAUUCCCCGACUGACAACGCCUACAUCAACAACGCAGAAAACAUACGUUGAAUCAUUCAAAUCCCUAUUCUUCGAUUCUCCCGAACAAGCCGAAGAGAGUGGUAACAAGGAAGAUGAAAAGAAGAAGAGCGAACAGGAAAAGAAGUUUCAAAGAGGCAGAUGGUUAUGGUUUGCUGGGGCGAGUAUGGCUAUGAUUGGGUAUCUUUUGGGUAGUGGAAUAGUCAGUUUUGAAUUUGCCUCGGAAGAUGAGGAGGGGCAAGAGGAAGAGCAGGUGAUAUUCGAUGAUGAGGAUGAAGAGUGA